AAAUAAUUAUUCAGUGUAUUAUACCAUUACUUUAAACCGGUUGUCGCUAUUAACGCAGUACUGUGCGAAUAUAAAUGAAAAAGAAGCCUGAAAAAUUGUGAAAUAGUGGUUUUGUGUUGUUUAUUAAUUUGUGUACGUGAAUAACUUUAUAAUCACAAUUAAAAGAUCAUGCAAGAUGGAGGUGCACAUUCGGCUCGCAGCAAUUACGCUGUUCCUGUUGUCAAUAGGAAAUGUUCAAUCGGAAAAUGAUCAGUCUGACUAUCGCUGUUCCUUCAUGACAGCAAUACCAAGACCUGAAAGACCGUACCUACCUGAUCAAGACUUUACUGGCAUACCAUGGAGCGAACGACAAAUACUACCUGCACAACCAGAACGCAAGGAUGUAUGCGUAGAACAUUUCCCGACCCCUAUUACACUAUCGAGAACGCAAAUCAUAUAUAUGGACGAGGAGAUAGAAGGAGACGUCGUUAUAGCUAGACUCAAUUACUAUGGAGAUACCGCGCCGGUAAUUCAAGUUCCUUUUGAUCUCGGAUCGUCCAUUAUGCUUGGAGCCAAAAUCGAGAAAGAUGGAAACGGGGAUUGGGAACUAGUUAUUACGCAGAGACAAGACUAUGAAAGUCCAGGUAUGCAGAACUAUAUAUUCCAAAUCAAUGCACCAGGAGAAACAGACAACGUUCGUAUCUUACUGAGUAUUGUGAACAUCGAUGACAAUGAUCCAAUUAUACGCUUGUUUGACACUUGCCAAGUAGAGGAAUUAGGAGAACCUGGUCGUCUAACAAACUGUACGUAUGAAGUAUGGGAUGCGGACGGCUUAAUCAGUACCAGCGCCAUGACGUUCAGGAUCGACAGCAACCGUGAUGACGACCAGAUAUUCUAUAUUGACGCGCACAUACAAGAGAAUCUGUUCUAUAUGAACAUGACCAUCGGCCUCAACCGAUCCCUCAACUUUGUGGAUAACGCUUUGCAUAUCUUCACAAUUACUGCAAUGGAUUCUUAUCCUAACAACCACACGGUGACUAUAAUGGUGCAAGUCAUAAAUGUGGAACACCGGGUUCCUCGAUGGAUUGAGAUCUUCGCGGUGCAGCAAUUCGAUGAAAAGACCUACCAGGAGUUCACGGUGCAAGCGGUCGACGGGGACACCGGCAUCGACAAACCUAUUUGCUACAAAUUAAAGACGGAGCCCAAUGACACGUUUUUUUCUAUUGAAACCAUCGAGGGCGGUCGUAGCGGUGCCAUUUUUCACGUUUCUCCUAUAGACAGAGAUGCACUAGAGAGAGAAAUUUUUCAAUUAUCCAUAAUAGCAUACAAGUGUGACAAUGAGACUUUGGCGACAGAAGAUCCUGUUGUAAUAAUAGUGAAUGAUAUAAACGACCAACGACCGGUGCCGUUGCAGAAGGAAUAUUACAUAGACAUAUUGGAAGAGACGGCACUGACGCUCGCAUUUGACGAACCUAUAGGAUUUCAUGACAGAGAUUUGGGUGAGAACGCGCAAUACAGAGUGCAUUUAGAAGAUGUCAAUCCCCCGCAUGCUGCGUCAGCGUUUUACGUAGCUCCCGAAGUGGGCUAUCAGCGUCAGACUUUUAUUAUGGGCACAGUGAACCACAGCAUGCUUGACUAUGAAGUUGAAGAAUUCCAACAUAUAACAUUACAUGUAAUAGCAACGGAUUUGAACAACCCAGAUUUUAAAGGCAUCGCCACUGUCUUUAUUAAUUUGAUUAACUGGAACGACGAGUUGCCAAUUUUUAACGACACUAUUCAAGAGGUCUCCUUCAAUGAAACCGAAGGGCAGGGUUUCUAUGUAGCGACCGUGAGGGCAUACGAUAGAGACAUUGAUGACAAAGUUGUACACAGUCUCAUGGGAAACGCAGUGGACUUUUUGGAAAUACACCCAGAGACUGGAGAAAUUUACGUUUUAGCCAACGAUUCCUUCAACUACCAUAGACAAAACGAGCUCUUUGUACAGAUCCGCGCAGAUGACACUCUCGGCGAGCCGUACAACACGGCCACCUCGCAGUUGGUAAUACAGCUGAUUGACAUCAACAACACGCCGCCCACGCUGCGACUGCCACGUGGAAGCCCUCAUGUAGAAGAAAACGUACCUGAAGGCUACGAAAUCAGUAGUGAGAUCCACGCUUCGGACCCUGAUACUACAGCGGAGCUCGUGUUCGAGAUAGAUUGGGAAUCCUCUUAUGCUACCAAGCAGGGGAGGGAGACUGAUCCUGCUGAGUAUCAUGGUUGUGUGUACAUCGAAACAUUAUACCCCAACGAGGAUAACCACGGCGACGCCAUAGGACGUGUGGUCGUGAGAGAAAUCCGCCAUAAUGUCACCAUCGACUAUGAAGAAUUCGAAGUCUUAUACCUUACUGUAAGGGUUACGGAUCUGAACACCAUACAUGGAGAUCCGUAUGAUGAAUCUACAUUCACCAUAACUAUAAUAGACAUGAACGACAAUGAGCCGCUAUGGGUGGACGGGACCCUUGAGCAGGUGUUCAGGGUGACGGAGAUGGCCCCCAGCGGGACCGUUAUUGGUUCGGUACUGGCCACAGAUAUUGAUGGGCCACUCUAUAACCAAGUCCGAUAUACUAUACGUGCUCGAGACAACACUCCAGAAGACCUUGUGAAGAUCAACUUUUACACGGGACAGCUCCAGGUGGACGCGAACGAAGCGAUCGACGCAGACACCCCGCCACGGUACGAGCUGUACUACACGGUCACGGCCAGCGACGGGUGCUACGCGGAGAACAGAACCGAGUGCCCACCCGACGACACCGAGUGGAACACAGACGGAGACAUCACGAUUCAAAUUACGGAUACGAACAACAAGUGGCCACAGCCGGAGAUCUCCAAGUUUAACACCACUGUAUGGAUAUACGAGAACGCGACCCACGGUGACGAAGUCGUCCAGAUAGUGUCCAGUGAUCUUGACAGAGAUGAGCUAUAUCACACGGUGAGCUAUCAAAUCAAUUACCAAGUGAACCCUCGUCUUCGCGACUUCUUCUCCGUGGACCUGGAGACGGGCCUUGUGUACGUGGACUACACCACUGACGAAGUCCUCGACAGGGACGGUGACGAGCCCAGGCACACCAUCUUCUUGACUCUCACUGAUAACUUCUUAUCUGGCGGAGACGGCAGGAGGAAUCAAAACGAAACCGAAGUACUGGUAAUCCUUCUAGACGUGAACGAUAACGCCCCAGAAUUACCGCACGGCCUCUUUUGGUCUGUCUCUGAGAGUCUUCUAGAGGGCGAACUACUCGAAGGAGUCAUCACGGCCCCGGACAGGGACGAGCCGGACACGGACAACUCCCGCGUCGGGUACACAAUCCACAACUUGACCGUCACCGACCGGCCCGGCCUCGAGCACCCGGACCUCUUCGGCAUGCUACAGCUAUUCAACGUCAGCGGGCAACUCUACACUGCCGUGGACUUGAAGGGCUACUGGGGCACGUAUGCUAUACAUAUUGGAGCCUUCGACCAUGGCGUGCCCCAAUUGUUCGACGAUGAAAUAUACGAGAUAGAGAUCCGGCCGUACAACUACCGCGCACCAGAGUUCGUGUUCCCCGCGGACGGCACCACCGUACGUCUUGCGAGGGAGAGAGCUACAACGAACGGCUUGCUGGCGCUGGUGAACGGAGAAUUCCUGGAUCAAGUGUCAGCAACGGACGAGGACGGACUACACGCGGGCCUAGUCACCUUCGACAUAUCUGGUGAUGCUGAAGCAAGUCAAUUCUUCGAAGUUUCGAACAACGGCGAAAACCUUGGAACACUAAUGCUUCGAGAACUUUUCCCUGAGGACAUAAGAGAAUUCACGGUGACAAUCCGCGCCACUGACGGUGGCACCGAGCCGGGUCCACUCUCGUCCACCUCCACUCUCAACAUAAUCUUCGUGCCCACACAGGGAGACCCUGUAUUCAAUACAAACACUGCUAAUAUCGCUUUCUUUGAAAAAGAACAAGGUCUGAUAGAAUCAUUCCAGUUGCCGCUCGCUGAAGACCCCAAAAACUAUAAGUGCGACAACGACUGCCACAAUAUAUACUACACGAUUGCAGAUGGCUACGACGAGGGUUACUUCAGCGUGGACCCGCUGCAGAACAUAAUAUAUUUGAAACGCGAACUGGACAGGAACGAGACCGCUACACACACCCUCGUAGUCGUCGCCAGCAAUUCCAUGAGUCCGGGCCCAUCGCUCGCCAGCUCUAUGUUAACAGUCACUGUUACCGUAAGAGAAGCCAACCCUCGUCCCAAUUUCGUGAGCGACCACUACAGUGCAGGCAUAUCGACGUUGGACACGAUCAACAAAGAACUCCUCACCGUAGAAGCGACCCACUCCGAAGCUGAUGCUGUGAUUAUGUACGCGAUCAACUAUACAUCGAUGGUGGUUGACCCGUCCUUGGAAGCGGUGAAAGAAACCGCGUUCGCUCUGGACCCCAACAGUGGAGUCCUCACACUCACUAUGCAACCAACAGUUUCCAUGCACGGCAUGUUUGAAUUCAACGUCAUCGCCAAUGAUACUGAUGGCGCCCAGGACACGGCAGCAGUGAAUAUAUACUUGAUAUCGUCACUCAAUCGUGUGUUCUUCAUAUUCUGGAACACAUUUGAAACUGUUGAAAAGAACAGACGCUUUAUCGCGCAAACGUUCAGUGCUGGGUUCUCGAUGACAUGCAACAUCGACCAAGUGGUGCCGGCGAGCGACUCGAGCGGCGUCAUGCUUGAGGACGUGACCGAGGUGCGCGCGCACUUCAUACGCGACAACGAGCCCGUACUGGCUGACGAAAUCGAAGAACUCCGCAGUGACACACUACUGCUACGCUCCAUCCAAAUGACCCUGAACACCGAGCUGCUGGUACUACAGGACUUCGUGACCGAGAACAGCCCCAACCCCGGCAUAGACUCCAGCCUUACUAUCAUAUAUGUGCUGGCCGCGCUCGCCGGGUUGCUCGCCUUCAUGUGUUUGCUGUUGCUUCUUACGUUCGUCAUUAGGACGAAAGCUCUAAACCGCCAACUGCAAGCACUAUCAAUGACCAAGUAUGGGUCUGUAGACUCUGGACUGAACCGAGCCGGCAUCGCACCCGGCACUAACAAGCACGCCGCUGAGGGCUCCAAUCCUAUAUGGAACGAGUCCAUCAAGGCACCAGACUUCGACACUUUGAGUGACACGUCAGAUACAUCAGAUUUGGUCGGCGUCGAAGAUAUGAUGGAGUUCAACUACGAUAGCACGCCUACAAAAGAAUCCGCGGAUCCGUCAAGAGACACGGUGGCCACCCACAGCAAUAACUUCGGCUUUAACGCUAGCCCAUUCAGUACCGAGUUCACACACAACUUUGGACGAUAACGUAGUGACGGACUAGCGGAAGAGGCAGCCCGCCCCGCACCUUUGAUCCUGGGAGAGCUUUUAAACGCCUUUAUUUUCCUCAUCUAUAUCCAUAUUCUAUGUAAAAAUCUAAUUCUUAAUGUCUAAUUUAAAUUUCAUUUGCAAAAUUUUAACUAAAUAAACAUAAACGCUUAUACAUACAAAUGUGAACUAAAUAAUAAGCUUGUAAAAUUAAAUAAAUUACUUAAAACUCGUUCAAAUUUCCCACCUCGGGAUUCUGAUGACCUUAAUCCGCCACUGUGGUAACCCGUGUUUCAUUCACGCGCCGCACUGCCAUUUACAAUAACUCCACAGUUUUUAUGCUAUGUACUAACUUAAAAUUUGCCAACCGAGUGACGACUCUCACGGCAGAAAAAAGGCGCGAAAAUACUUGUGUUGUCCAUAUUUUAGGUACAUAAAAAUUAUGAAUUACCGAUAAAAUGAUUCUAUUUUUAUUUGUAAUUAUUUAAAUCUAAAUUUCAAUGACUGUAUAAUCAAUAAUAUAAUAUUUUUUUAUUACUAACAUAUUUGUAUAUAUGUAAAUAGUGUGUAUUUUAUUUUUAGAAAAUUAAAUCAAUAACUAAAUAUUAAAAUUAGUUUAUUUAUUACAAUUGCUGCAAUGUUAAUGCUGAUACGCACAGCUUAUUAAAUCCUAUGAAUAAUUACGAUGUAUUUUUCUUUAGUUUACAAACAUUAAAGUCUAUAGCUAUUUAAGUUCUCUAUUGAAACUAUCACGUUCGUGUCACUUCUUAUUUUUUAUUACUUAUAAUAAUAUUAAACGUAACUAUUACCAGAAGGAAACUGCUUGGGCACCUUCGUCCCAUUUGUGUUAUAUCCAAAUGACAUUUUUUUGGAGCAACAGAAAUAAUUCAAAAUAUUGCUGCAAACGGCCAAAAAAUUAAUUCUACGUUCAAAAUCAAAGUUUAUCACAAAGUGGGCUCAUUGCAUAAAUUCAACAAAACGAUACAGAUAAUUAAAAACGUUAUCGAAGUUCAGAAGCAAAAAAUUAUUGCUACCACGAAUUACUACAGAUGUGCCUAUUGAAUUCAAAUGCAUUUAAUUCCCAAUUAGAUUGGCAUUCGCAAUUUUAUAUAUUUUUUAAAAAUAAUGUAUGGCAAAACAACGUUUGCAGGGUCAGCUAGUAUAUAAUAUAUAAUAUAGAGCGUUCAUUGUAGAAGGUAAUAAGAAAUAUAUACAGGUGGAUAUCCCUUAAA
This is a messenger RNA of Galleria mellonella (greater wax moth), 6561 nucleotides long. RefSeq names its product cadherin-23-like. Gene Ontology annotation, molecular function: calcium ion binding. Gene Ontology annotation, biological process: homophilic cell-cell adhesion. Gene Ontology annotation, cellular component: plasma membrane. The record is from RefSeq and is a predicted model, not a curated record. NCBI's taxonomy places the organism in Eukaryota, Metazoa, Arthropoda, Insecta, Lepidoptera, Pyralidae.